Vicugna pacos (alpaca) is the source of this 4045-nucleotide messenger RNA. The record is from RefSeq and is a predicted model, not a curated record. Lineage: Eukaryota; Metazoa; Chordata; Mammalia; Artiodactyla; Camelidae.
GUGCGCGGAGCGGACCUCACCUCUGCCCUGGGGGCUGUCCAUGGGCCACAGGUUCCUGUCUGGAAGCUGCUUUGAGAGGCCCCCGAGGCCCCAGCCACCCCUCCUGCCAUCCCAUUGAGCCUGGUUCCUGUCUGCAGGCCUCCAGGACCCGCUGCCCACAGCACCCAGACAUGAGGUGGCCGCCCUGCUCCCACACCCUGCAGGGGGUCUGCGCCCUUGCCUCCUUGGUCCUCCUGGGGCACAUCCUGCUGUACAACUUCGCAGUGGCCCCCCGAGAGCUGUGCAGCUUCUCCCGAGCACCCGAGGAGAUGUACCAAGCUCGCCAGCUGGGAGCCAGUGGCCUAGGGCCCCGGCCCGCCCCAGGGCACCAAGGCAGCCCCAGGGCAGCGCCCACACAGUGCAACCUGCCCCCCGCUGGCCGCUUCGACUGUGCCCCAGACAAGGCCAUCACCCGGGAGCAGUGCGAGGCCCGGGGCUGCUGCUACGUGCCCGCGAGGCAGCGGCCUCCCGGGGCCCAGAUGGGGCAGCCCUGGUGCUUCUUCCCUUCCGGCUACCCCAGUUACAAGCUGGAGAACCUGACCACCACGGAGACGGGCUACACAGCCACCCUGACGCGCACCACCCCGACCUUCUUCCCCAAGGACAUCAUGACCUUACGGCUGGAUGUGCUGAUGGAGACCGAGAGCCGGCUCCACCUCACGAUCAAAGAUCCCACCAACAGGCGCUACGAAGUGCCCUUGGAGACCCCGCGUGUCCACAGCCGGGCACCGUCCACGCUCUACAGUGUGGCGUUCUCGGAGGAGCCCUUUGGGGUGGUCGUGCGGCGGAAGCUGGAUGGACGGGUGCUGCUGAACACCACCGUGGCUCCCCUGUUCUUUGCUGACCAGUUUCUGCAGCUGUCCACCUCCCUGCCAUCCCAGCACAUCACAGGCCUUGCCGAACACCUCGGGCCCCUGAUGCUCAGUACCAACUGGACCAAGGUCACCCUCUGGAAUCGGGACAUCGCCCCCGUGCCUGAUGUGAACCUGUACGGGUCCCACCCUUUCUACCUUGUGCUGGAGGACGACGGGUCAGCUCACGGGGUCUUCCUGCUGAACAGCAAUGCCAUGGACGUGGUCCUACAGCCAAGCCCGGCCCUCAGCUGGAGGUCGACAGGCGGGAUUCUGGACUUGUACGUCUUCCUGGGCCCGGAGCCCAAGAACGCAGUGCAGCAGUACCUGGACAUCGUGGGCCACCCGUUCAUGCCGCCGUACUGGGGCCUGGGCUUCCACCUGUGUCGCUGGGGCUACUCCUCCACCGCCGUCACCCGCCAGGUUGUGGAGAACAUGACCAGGGCCCAUUUCCCCCUGGACGUCCAGUGGAACGACGUGGACUACAUGGACGCCAGGAGGGACUUCACUUUCAACAAGGACGGCUUCGGGGACUUCCCGGCCAUGGUGCAGGAGCUCCACCAGGGCGGCCGGCGGUACAUGCUGAUCGUCGAUCCUGCCAUCAGCAGCUCCAGCCCCGCCGGGACCUACCGCCCCUACGACGAGGGCCUGCGGCGGGGGGUCUUCAUCACCAACGAGACCGGGCAGCCUCUGAUUGGGAAGGUGUGGCCCGGACUCACCGCCUUCCCCGACUUCACCAACCCCGAGGCCCUAGGCUGGUGGCAGGACAUGGUGGGCGAGUUCCACGCCCAGGUGCCCUUCGAUGGCAUGUGGAUUGACAUGAACGAGCCAUCCAACUUCGUGAAGGGCUCUGUGGACGGCUGCCCCAACAGUGACCUGGAGAACCCGCCCUACGUGCCAGGGGUGGUCGGCGGGACCCUCCGGGCAGCCACCAUCUGCGCCUCCAGCCAGCAGUUCCUCUCCACGCACUACAACCUGCACAACCUGUAUGGCCUGACUGAGGCCUUCGCCUCCCACAGAGCCCUGGUGAAGGCUCGGGGGAGGCGGCCCUUCGUGAUCUCUCGCUCAACCUUUGCUGGCCACGGCCGAUACGCUGGCCACUGGACAGGGGACGUGUGGAGCAGCUGGGAGCAGCUCUCCUACUCCGUGUCAGCCAUCCUGCUCUUCAAUCUGCUGGGGGUGCCCCUGGUGGGGGCGGACGUCUGCGGCUUCCUGGGCAACACCUCGGAGGAGCUGUGCGUGCGCUGGACCCAGCUGGGGGCCUUCUACCCCUUCAUGCGGAACCACAACGACCUCAGCAGCCUGCAGCCGCAGGAGCCGUACAGGUUCAGCGAGACGGCGCAGCAAGCCAUGAGGAAGGCCUUGGGCCUGCGCUACGCGCUCCUGCCCCACCUUUACACGCUGUUCCACGGGGCCCACGUCAGGGGUGAGACCGUGGCUCGGCCCCUCUUCCUGGAGUUCCCCAAAGACCCCCACACCUGGACCGUGGACCACCAGCUCCUAUGGGGGGAGGCUCUGCUCAUCACCCCGGUGCUCGAGGCUGGGAAGGUUGAGGUCACUGGCUACUUCCCCCGAGGCACGUGGUAUGACCUGCAGAUGGUGCCAGUUCAGGCCUUUGGCAGCCAUCCACCUCCGCCCGCUGCACCCCUAACAUCCAUCAUCCACAGUGAGGGGCAGUGGGUGAUGCUACCCGCCCCACUGGACACCAUCAACCUCCACGUCCGGGCCGGUCACAUCAUCCCCAUGCAGGGCCCAGGCCUCAUAACCACAGAGUCCCGCAAACAGCCCAUGGCCCUGGCCGUGGCACUGACCCCGAGCGGGGAGGCCCGAGGGGAGCUGUUCUGGGACGACGGGGAGAGCCUGGGGGUGCUGGAGCGCGGGGCCUACACGCAGGUCAUCUUUCUGGCUGGAAACAACACUGUCGUGAACCAGUUGGUGCGUGUGAGCAGUGAGGGGGCCAGCCUGCAGCUGAGGAAGGUGAUCGUCCUUGGGGUGGCCAUGGCCCCCCAGCAGGUCCUCUGCAACGGCGUUCCUGUCUCUGACUUCACCUACAGCCCUGACACUGAGACCCUGGACAUCCCUGUCUCGCUGACGAUGGGAAAGCAGUUUCUCAUCAGUUGGUCUUAACUCAGGGCCCAGUGGUGUGUGGUCCCUUAGACUUCCCAGCAGCUCAGCACUGCGCGCCCUCGGUCAGCCGUGUGAGGGCCUAGUGUCACAUGGCGCUGACUUCCCUGAACACCCGAACCUGCUUGUGAGUCUGCUUCCCCGGCUCUGGGCCAGAGGCUCGUCUGAGUUGUUUGCAUAGAUCCCAGUCGGCAGAGGGCCCUGAAGGUGCUGUUUGGAAUGCUGCACUGGAAGGUUUGCCUCUCCGGGCGGGGCCUGUCACUGUGACGUGUGCACCGCCAGCCACCGCUGCCUGCCUGUGGCGCAGAGGUGGUGCUUGGGAUGGGUGGUACCUUCACCCCAGGGUCCCAACCACGGGCGGCUCUGCUGCUGCCCUGACCUGAUGGAAGCAGACCUGGGGCCGCUGCCCCACACAGGUGGGGCUGUCCACCAGUCUGAGGAGGGGCCUGGGGACUCGGCAGAACUCACAGGGUUUGGGACACCCUUCAUCUAAAGUGCAAUUGUUUUUAAUAAAAGGGGCAUCUGCAAUGCUUCUGCUGGUCCUUCUGGGAUUCGGGGUAGGGAGGCUGUGUCUCCAGACUGACACAGCAACAGCCCCUCCAUCCUCGAUGGGCCCUGGACUUGCCCGGGUGGGCGAGUGCUGUGCUGUGUGCUCUCAAAGCAGCAUCAUUGUGUACCCACAUCACCGCACACCCCCAUGUCACCCGGCUCUAAGGUGACUCGAGGACACAGCUGGGCCUGGUGCCACAGGCACGGUGGGAGAUGGGCCCCCCACCCCAAGGACCGUGUGGAUAAAGCUACCUCCCACCCCCUUCCCCAGGCAACCACUUGGUCAGCACAGUUAAUGUUUUCUGGAAUUUUGUAUAAAUGGAGUCACACAGCAUACCUGUCUUGUCUAACAUUGAGAUUCAUCCAUGUUGUGUGUGCUUUUUCACCGCCCAACAGCUUUCCACCGCGUGGAGAAUUUUAACAGACGUUAAGACUGCAGUUUCUGGCUACUGUGAAUAAAGAUGUGGUGAGCAGUCUCUGAA